Molecule: messenger RNA, 984 nt
Organism: Bradysia coprophila
Lineage: Eukaryota; Metazoa; Arthropoda; Insecta; Diptera; Sciaridae
Product: 2-aminoethanethiol dioxygenase
Cellular component (GO): mitochondrion
Molecular function (GO): oxidoreductase activity, acting on single donors with incorporation of molecular oxygen, incorporation of two atoms of oxygen
Source: RefSeq, a predicted model, not a curated record
GCGGGUACAGACCGAACUAUCUCCGACAAAAAUUUUGACAUUCCCGAGUGUAGCGAGAUAGAAAUAUGAUGACAAUUACUGUCAAAAGGUGAUAAUAUUAAAAAAACGACGUAAACAAACCACCAUCAAAAUUCAAUUUUUCAAAAGUUGACUUAAAAGUCGAAGCAAUUGUCGUGGAAAAUGUCUAGCCGUUUUGCACAAAUACUUAAACAUGCAAUUAUUACUUGCCACCCAAAUAAUGCCCAUUCAUUCAAAACGAAUUUCAACGAUCUCAAAAUACUAUUGGACUCGCUGACAAUAUCCGAUUUGGGACCAAAUUUGUCGUCACAUCUGUAUUCAAAGAAUUCUUUCGUUGAAACAAACAAGGCGCCGUGCACUUUCGUGAAUAUUUUCGAAAAUGAAAAUCUGGUGGUCAACAUUUUCAUCUUGAAGGAACGAUACACAAUGCCAAUCCAUGACCAUCCAAUGAUUCAUGGAAUUUUGAAAGGAAUGGCCGGAAAAUUGCUGGUGGAAAGUUAUACGGCAAGCAACAACGACGAGGCGACAUUGUCCGGUUCCGAUGAGUAUGGCACAAUAAUUAUGGCUACAAAGGAAACGCCAAUGGAACUGUCCGAAUACACGGACUGCGCUACACUAUCACCGAAUCAUUCCCAAUUCCAUCGAAUUACAUCACUCGAAGGACCGGCCGUAUUGUUCGACAUUUUAACGCCACCGUAUGAGGCUGACAUACCCGUGUAUGGUCCACGAAAUUGUUCGUACUAUAGACAGGUCGUGCUGUUCGACGAUGAACAAUUUCAACAUUUGGGAUUGGAGCAAAUACCACCGCCGAGUCAUUUCUAUUGUGAUACGGGGCACUAUAAAAUGCCUCAAUCUAUUUUGGAUGAAUUGAAUUCCAUGGAAAAGUCUUAAUUUUCUUCAAAGUAGACGCAAAUUUUGCCAAACCAAUAAUUUAUUCGAUAAAUAAAUAGUAUAAACAAACAAACA